Quercus lobata is the source of this 501-nucleotide messenger RNA. RefSeq lists its product as uncharacterized. Gene Ontology annotation, molecular function: nucleic acid binding; RNA-DNA hybrid ribonuclease activity. The transcript has a single exon. NCBI's taxonomy places the organism in Eukaryota, Viridiplantae, Streptophyta, Magnoliopsida, Fagales, Fagaceae. The coding region runs from base 1 to 501 and encodes 166 amino acids. The record is from RefSeq and is a predicted model, not a curated record.
AUGAAUUGGUCUCCACCUCUACCGGCAUUAUGCAAAGUAAAUGUUGAUGUUGCCACUUUCAAGGAUAUAAGAUCAACGAGUAUUGGGAUUGUAAUCCGUGACAACUUGGGGCAGGUUGCAGCGGUUUUAUGCAGAAAAUUGGAAGCUCCUCUUGGUCCACUUGAAGCUAAAUCAAAGGCAUUUGAAGCAGGAAUUCUCUUUGCCCUGAGUCGUGGUUUUACUAAUGUGGUGUUGGAGGGAGAUUCACAGGUAUUGGUAAAUGUUUUGGCGGGUUCUUCAUCUCCUCCCUCAGCUGUGGCUUUUGUUAUUCAGGGUGUCCUAGAGUUAUGUAUGGGGUUUACACAAAUUCAGUUUUCCCAUGUCAAGAGGCAAGGAAAUAUGCCAGCUCACUUAGUAGCAAAAAAUGCUUACAGCAUUGUUAAUGACAUUGUAUGGGUUCAAGAGGAUCCUUGCUUUGCUAAGCAAGCCCUCAUCCAUGAUGUAAAUUUUAUGUUUUCUUAG